Messenger RNA from Carcharodon carcharias (great white shark), 1232 nucleotides. Its product is annotated as shiftless antiviral inhibitor of ribosomal frameshifting protein homolog. The transcript is spliced from 9 exons. Bases 109 to 1098 code for a protein of 329 amino acids. Gene Ontology annotation, biological process: viral translational frameshifting; innate immune response. Gene Ontology annotation, molecular function: sequence-specific mRNA binding; ribosome binding. The record is from RefSeq and is a predicted model, not a curated record. Lineage: Eukaryota; Metazoa; Chordata; Chondrichthyes; Lamniformes; Lamnidae.
AAUACAGUCAGGAAAUUGCGUUUGAUGGAAAGGGGGAAAUAAACAGUGCAGGUUAAACCUCUGAGGCUGCUUCGGAUAUUCUGAAUUUGUUUGCUUUUUAAUCCUAACAUGGCCCACCGAGAGUUGAGAGAAAAAGUCGAGCUGGAGAAGAGUGUCAGGAGGUUUCGAGAAAUGUUCCAAGGGAAGGUGGCCUUGGAACUGGCGGUGCUGCUCAUGAAGAGGUACCACAGUAACUACCAGCUGGUAACCAAGCACAUAAUCCUGAUGGUCACAGACCAGGAGUCUGGUGGUCUAGAUGCUGACGACCGGAGGGAGAUAGAGAACAGCCCAGAUGUCAAGAGCGUUAUUGAGACACUUCAAGCUGAGGAAAGGAAAGCAAAAAAUAAGAGCCCGAAAGUGAUAAUUAAAGAGGAUCCUGACGUAAAGAAACUAGCAUCGAAGUUAACGGAGAAGAAUCUGAAACUGUUUAAUCAGGCCAAUGCCAAACUGAUUCCAUGGGAGGAGAAGCUGUUUGCUUGCAGACAGUGCGACAGCUACUGGUGGAGGAGAGUACCUGAAAGAAAACAGGUCUCCAGGUGUCGGAGGUGCAAGAUGAAGUAUGACCCGGUGCCGCGUGAUAAAAUGUGGGGCUACGCUGAAUUUCACUGCCAGCAUUGUGGCAACAUCUUCGGGGGCUUUGGACAGAUGGGGCUGCCCGCUCCCUGCUACAUCUGCUGCGGCCGUGUGACCCCCACUCGGAUCCUUCCACCCAAGAAGGGAGUGGGCCCUCGCACUCCGAGACCCCACAGUUGCUUCGCGGAGGACUGCUACAAUCGCAAAGAACCCCACAUCCAAGGGACCCACUGUGUUCACCCGCGCAGCCGGCUUCAGAAAGGGCUCCCGAAGGUUCUGUUCCCGAGUCCGGAGCACGACAGCACAGGAUCCACCAUCGCAACCUGCCUGAGUCAGGGGAGCUUGAUGGAGUGUCAUGUGAAUGAUAUCAUUGAAGAGGACAUCCUGGAAGAGGAGGAGGAGGAGGAGGAGGAGAGGGGCACCACGGAGGAAGAUGAGGACUCAACAGAAAAGUCAGAUGAUGGGAAUGGUGAUAACGGUGACUAAAUGAUUGGGAAACGUUCCCGAGCUGAAUAUGUAUGAAUGUUAGCCUUCGCUGUGCACCAUCUGUCACAAUGACCCAUUGUGUGCUCCCCACUCUCAGGGCUCCCCUGGGUUAGGCAGAAGGUUGUGGGGGUGGA